Acytostelium subglobosum LB1 is the source of this 1119-nucleotide messenger RNA. RefSeq lists its product as hypothetical. The transcript is spliced from 2 exons. Lineage: Eukaryota; Evosea; Eumycetozoa; Acytosteliales; Acytosteliaceae. Gene Ontology annotation, molecular function: misfolded protein binding; protein-folding chaperone binding. Gene Ontology annotation, cellular component: endoplasmic reticulum. The annotation marks the transcript as partial. The record is from RefSeq and is a predicted model, not a curated record.
AUGAAUAAUAUAUAUAUAUUUGACGAUUUAUAUGAACUACUUGGUGUACCAAGUGAUGCAUCAUUCAGUAGGAUAUCAGAGGCUUAUAGGAGGAUGUCAAGACUGGCCCAUCCAGACAAGGGAGGUGAUGUUAAUGACUUCCUAAGAUUGAACAAAGGUUAUUAUAUAUUAUCGGACCCUAUUAGACGUAGAUUAUAUGACGUUAGUGAAAUCAAUGAUGUUGAAUACCUUGAUCUACUCAGAGAAUACUAUCCAUUAACAAAACAUCUAAAUGAUUAUGUACCAUCCUUCUUAUUCAGUGUACUUGAUCGUCUAUUCAACUUCAAGGCACGCACGAUGGCUUCAUCAAUUGGACUUCCAACAACUGAGCCGAUUGAAGACUUGGGCUUCUCUGAUCUAACUGGAUUCUCUUAUGCACAUACUUGGGCAACUUAUUUCAUUACCCAGCUUGUUGAUAAGUAUCUGCCUUUGGAGGAGGAGCAGGCAAAGAACCUGAAUGACACCGGUGGUAAAGCAUGGUUAUGGUCAUGGUCAUGGAGAUCUCCAUUCACAAGAGAGUUGAUCGUAGAGAUAAUGUCCACUAUUAUUUCCGGACCAUUUGAAGUGAUGGCGUACAAGAUGUUCAGGAAUCUUUACAAGAGCAACUCAUGGUUAUUCAUGAACUACUUCCGUACAUUCUUCAGCUCUGACGUGAUGAUGGUACUUGGACUUACCGGGUUCCGAAUUGGAUAUACAAUGACCAAUUACCUUUUCACAACACUUGCCGACUAUACUCAUUAUCGCUCAAUCCUUGCUAGGAAUGAGUAUCAUCAGGCUCAAAUCAAAGAGCGUCCUCAUUGGAAUGAAGAAGAGAAUGGAGAGAUUAGAAGUAAGACGUGCUAUGGAGAGUUGGCUUGGGGUUCAGCAUCGAUGAUAUCAACUGGAAUGUCAUACUUUGUGCCAUCAAGCUUGUUCUCAAUCUAUCGAUUGUUCUACCGAUUGGAAGUUGGUCCGAGUGUAUCAUACUUUCAGCCAACCGUUCUAAUGCGUGCAGGUCUACUCCAUUCAGCCUCCCAUCUAACCUUUGAUUCAAUCCAAACAUAUUAUUUAAGGUACAAGCAAUGGUUUAAUCCACUCUUA